Molecule: messenger RNA, 342 nt
Organism: Prunus armeniaca (apricot)
Lineage: Eukaryota; Viridiplantae; Streptophyta; Magnoliopsida; Rosales; Rosaceae
Source: the annotation of a GenBank genome assembly
AUGGCAUCACUACCUUGGUGCCAAUCUACAAAAAAAGGCACAAGGACAAGGUAUAGCCGCCCGGCUAUACUGGCAUCCCUUAUCCUCACUUUCUAUUCCACCUUCAGACCCAUCACAGCCCCAAAUUCACCACCUCGCCAUAACCUCCCCGAGAAACAAUCGAAUGGUGUUGAUUUUACGGUGAAACCUGUUGAUGGGUUUGAUGCAUCUCCUACUUUUAAACCCGAUUUGCCUGAGAAAGGUUUGAAUGUUGUGGAUGUCGGUGCAAAUUCACUAGCUGUGAAGGUUGAGAAAGUGGAUGACCCCAAUUUUGAGGUAUGCAAGAAUAUGCCAGUUUUAUGA